Messenger RNA from Capsicum annuum, 988 nucleotides. RefSeq names its product putative protein TPRXL. NCBI's taxonomy places the organism in Eukaryota, Viridiplantae, Streptophyta, Magnoliopsida, Solanales, Solanaceae. Bases 112 to 780 code for a protein of 222 amino acids. The record is from RefSeq and is a predicted model, not a curated record. The transcript has 2 exons.
UACUCCUCCUGUCAAGUAUGUCCCAAAAGUGAAAGUUAACUAAAUUCACACAUUAUCUUGUUUUCCAUACCACACCUAUAUAAAUGUUUCCUCCACAUUCAGAAAAAUCCCAUGUUCUUUUGCAUGCUAAAUGCAACUAAUCGACCAAAAGUUUUUGCUGACUCAAAAGGUGUUGUUUCUUUUAUCCCUUUUGUCUUGUAUAUUUUGUUCUUCAAAUUUCUUUGUAGCCCUAAAAUGGGUGAUGGCAACAUUCGAAUGUGUCAAGAUCAAUGGUUUCAAUGUGGUAGAAAGAUGGAGGAUAUUACAGAUCAUUCUCCAUGGAUGAUCAAUGAAGGAAAUAAUAGCUCAUCAUCUUCAUCCAUUGGAGAAUCAACGAUCUCGAAUUUGAGUUGUUCUUCUACAUUAGAAAUAAUGGAUGAUGCAUCCUCCGCAUCCCCCACUUCAUGUACUUCAUCUUCAGAUGGGGCUUUGUCCGAUUUAUCAAGCCUUAUGGCGCAAUUACCCAUCAAGAGAGGGCUUUCAGAGUAUUAUGUGGGGAAAUCAGAGUCAUUUACAUGUUUGGCAAGAGUGACAAGUGUAGAAGAUCUUCCAAAGAAAAAAGAAAGUCAUCAAAGUAGGAAAAUGAAGAAGUCCACUUACAAGUCAUGCACUCUUCCUAAGCCAAACAUAUUCAAGAAAGCUUCAAGGAGCUCAUUUUUAUCAUCUUGUUAUACUACUAGAAAGUCAAAUUCUACCAUCAGCAGGACCAGACCACCUAUAAUUCCUGUACAAAGAACCUAGUUUUGCUACUUGCUUAGAUAUAUGAGCACCUUAAUCAGCAUGUUAACGUUAAUUAUUCCUUUUAAUUAACUAAGAAAUGGGGAGGAAUAAAUGGAUAUGAUGGAGAGUUUACGAUUUUUGGAGACUACUAAUUUUGAAUUGGUAGCGCCAUUGUGGCUGCCACCCCUCUUUUUCGUGAGGCACUUAUUCAAUUCAUAAUUGUGUUUUA